CGAGAGAGAGAAAGCUGGAUUCUCUUUCUCUUGCUUCUCUGCCACCGCAUAGAAACCAUGCUCAGGUAAUAGUACUUCGCUAGAUGGAGUGGGCUCGCAGCUGAAGAAAAAAUCAAAUUUCAUGGUUUUCAUCAUCGCGCGGUUGCCCGCGUAAGGGCAUGCGCCUGGCAUAGCGAAGUUGUUUGGGUAGCGCCUGUGCGUUGAGGGAUUAGAAAUUUAAGGGGACAGGAAGCGUGCGUGGACAAACCAACGAGGUUACAGGCCGGCCUGUCGUCGAUAAUUGAAACGAGUGGCACGCAAGUUUACUGUCUUCCACAGAAAUAAGGCACAUGAGAAACCGCAGGGCUUAUCUGACUUCUGCUGCCGAAGCCGUUAGGCAUGCGUGUUGCGUGCACUUCGCAACCUUUUCGAAUUGAAGCAGCUGACACACGUAUCGCGUCAACAAGGGGCUGCGCUGUCAGCCGUUCCUGCGUGCUUCAAGACGCUCGCAUAGACGUUGUGACAAGUCACAGGCUUAAAGGAUCUUCUAGUUCUGGAAGAUAGUCCACUCCGACAGCGAGGAAAAACAAAGGGACCUUAAGACAAUAGACGUUGCGGACCACGUCAUAGUGGCAUCUGAAAAAUCCAAUACUCUUCAUAGAGAAGCGAUCACUUCUUGCGCCGCGAAAAAUCUUCCAGCGCUAGUAUCUACUCUCCUGCAGCAGGCGUUUGUCUUUUCGUACACACCUACACAACUCUUUGCAGCAGCAGCUGCUACGCCGAAAAUGAGUGGAGGUGGGGCGCAGGGCUUUCGCAUCUUCCUCGUGGAUGGCGAGGAUAGCGACAAGAAGCUGGCUGGAAGCGUUACUUUCCAUGCGUCACAGAAGGAGCGGGACAUCUCCUCGCUGCUUGGCCAGGUUUUCUCACUGUCCGACGAUGUACCACGCGCCGAGUACACGUUGGUGGCCGUUGAGAAUGGUCGUCGCGUGCCGCUCACCGACGAUCAAGUGGCAACGUCGUUUUUCCAAGACGCAGUCACGGCAUAUCCUAUGAUUGAGGUAAUGCUUUUUGAGUCACGUCGUCUACGGAUGAGGGAAACGAGAAUAUUACAACAUACCUCUUCACCUUUCAUGUUGAUUGGUAGAAGACAUCCUAUAGGUUCUGUUGCCUCAGGAGCUACGUGUAGAUCAGAAGACAUCCUUUGACCUUGUGAAGUCGUUGAGUCAUUCUGCACUCUACAUUUCGCUUUCAGCUGCACAAAAGCAAUAGUGCGAAAGAACAGGAGGAUGUAAAGAGACGGAAAUCGAUGAGGAAGGACCAGGUAUUCUUUUAGCCGGCUAAAUUUGACGAUAACGUAGAGCCUUGACCGUCUUAUGAGUAGAACAAAUCAUACACAAGUAAUUAACAUCUAAGAGUUUGCUGGUACAUUCAUAUUUCUCAUCAUGCAUAAGAUAAACAAGAGUUUCUACGAGUGUGUUACAGGAACAGCAUGAACGAUCAAUUCAAAUUAGAGGUCCAUAAUCAUGUCUUGAUUACAAAGUAGAGUAACAAAAUCGUGGAAUGCUUGCUUUUACAUCAACCUCUGCAAGGUCGACAUGCUGGAGAAUGAGAAUAGAGAGCUGAAACGCGGAGCGCAGUUAGUGGAGCGAAAAAUGGAAGAAUUUAAGGCCGAAACUAAGCGGCAGCUGGACGAAAUACGAGGCGUGCUAGUACCGAUAGAACGAAACGUGAAGCAAUUCAUGUCGCAGAUCGAAGUAGACACUGCAGAAAGGUACUUACUCACACUCUCUACUGCUGGUUAGUAAAUGUUACUUUCGUUUUAUGCGAAUUUCGAUUAGUUUUCGUUUUUAGCAGGACCGCCUUCAAUGAAUAUGUAAACCUGAAUUCAACCUGACAUGAAAUCAUUGAACAAUAAUUGAGAAGUUUCACCUGAUUUGCAGCCGCUGUUCGAUGGAGGUGAAGAUGCAGAAUAUGCAGCGGAUAACGGAGGAAACUAGCGAGAGAGCCACUGAGCUGGAACGUAAUUUCAAGCGCGAGGUUGGCGGGUUUCAGUCGGAUGUCUUGAAGCUCACGUCAAAGAUAGCCAAGCUAAGUGAAAAUAACGCGGAAAGCGAGGAGCAGAGAAAUAACUGGCUCGAAAAUAUCAAAAAGGGCUUCCAGUCAGUCAAGGUAAUGAUAGAACAAAAAUAGCUAUUGCAUUUGGUUCUUAGAUUAUCGAAGGUUGACAAGGCUAUUUCUGAACUUACACAGGCGCUGCUGCUGUUUCAGUGGUUUCCAUAAUUCAACUUCCUUUCAAUUUUACAAGAAACAGAGUGCAACCUGGGAAAUAUUUAUUUACGUCCACCAAGCCGACUGGUUAUAUUCGAUCUUGAGGUUUUCUCUGACAUUACAUGAGAAAUUUCUGGUGUCACUAAACAAUCAGGAAUCCGUGAGUGAAAGCACAAGAGAUGUUGGGCGACUCAAAUCAGAGAAGCUGGACGUUUCCAAAUUUCAAGCGGCGGUGGAUACACUGUAAGAAUUUUGAUAACUUUUCCAUCCCACACUUCAACGUCGUCUGGUAUGGAGAAACUUGUACGACGUGCUUGGUUUUUGUUGUAGGAUUCAUUUUGAAUUUCAAAAUCAUCAUGAAGUAAAUAUGAUGGUAAGUCUCAUCAAGAUCCUACGACGAUGAUCAUCAGAACAAAGCGAUGUGAAAGUCUCGAGUCGGAGCUGAAAGUGUCUAACGAUGCGCGCGACAAAAUUCAUCGGGAACUGUUGACCAGAAUAGACGCUGAUACCGUGUCAAACAGCGAGGCGAUGUAUGACAGAGAAAUAAGUACUAGUCGUAGAAUUUUGUAGACUCGACCGUUGCCGGGGGCAACCGACUACGGGAGGGCGCACUGGGCUGGUGCUGGUAGUCGAGUGAGCUGUCAGUGGCUGGCAUGACAGCGGCCCCGGGGGUUCUUGUGUUUUAUGCUUUCGCCUAUGGGUCUUCAGGGUGAUGCUUGAGGCUGUGCCGCGGGCUCUGCUGUUCAGCUACAAAGCCGUCUACAAGGGCAGCCGACUGGGGGCCAAAUUGGUGUGGGCUUGGCUUUUGGUUGGGUCCUGCGGCCUCGCCAGAAGUGUCCCAAAUGUCGCGCUUCGCGGCGGCUAUCGCGACCCAGUACGACCCAUUUUUUGGGUCGGUUUCUAGUUGGUUUUGGCAAUCAAUGUUUGGGUACGACCCAUUUCCUAGUCCUGUGACUGAAAAGCGGGCACUUUUUUAGGCUUCAGCUCAUUAGUUUCUGGCUCAUUUUGGGUCUCAAAAAAUGUGUCGUACAGCACCAAAUGUCGGCACCUCUUGUCGACAUCGGGCAACCCAGUACGACCCAUUUUAUUUUUCCCUUUAGAAAGACCGCCCCUUUCUUUAAGCAGGAGCAGGCAGCGCCACCAGCGUGAAAUGUGUACGCAGAGGAGGCUCCUCGAGCCCUUCCCUCGCGUGGCUUCUUGCGCUGCUUGCGGACUCCCAGGCGCGCCAGGCUCUGAGAUUUUCCGCUUGGUUGUUUCCUUGCUCCCUAUUAUCAACGCGCCUAUAGGCAAAGGCUUCGGCUUCAAGUGGCAUCGAGGUAUUUUACAAACAAAGUACUUAUUUUUCUCUCAUACGAUGCAACGGCUGGACCAUCGAGUUCGCCAAGACAUGACCAAUAUGGAAGCCAGACGGAAAGCCUACAACGAAGAACUAGAUCAGGUACAAUUCCAAGUGCGCGGGAGUUCACAACUUGAAGAUCGUUCAACAAUGUGAUGAAACAAGUUCAGACAUAUGAAAGAAAGAUUACCUUCAUGUGUAAGGCAGUCUGUUGUAGAUCGCAUGCAGAAGUAGAGUUGCACUCACAACCAAACACGACAGCUCCUCGAAUUGCGACUAGCGGAAAUAAGAGCAGUGGUCGGAAAAGUGGAAGGGGAGAAGGCUGACAUUUUGGAGGUUGAGGAUGUGCGAGCUGGAGUUUCGACCGAGCUGAAAACUUUGGAAAAUGGUACGCUUUGCAAACCGAAUCAAGGUGUUCCUGUAGAGACCUAUCUGUACGAGUCGAAUCAUAUCUGGACGAAGCGAGUUAUCCAUUCAUGCAUCUCCUAAGCAAUCAAUCUACUCAUAAAGGACCGAAACAACUAGUCGUAAUUCAGGUCUUGCCGUGGUGAACGGGAAGUACGACGUCGUCAAGAAGGAGCACGACGAAUUCGUCGAGGUACACCAGAAUGUAUGGCUCCUAUUGAUCCAUCAUUAAAAGCAUCUACUUGAAGAUGUUUUCUAUGAGGCAGCAAAAAAUGUAAGCACUAACUAGGGAAAUUUUUUUUGUAGGGGGCUUAUCAUUAUCACGAUAAAAGGGCGUCUACCUGAAAAUUGAUUCUGAUGGCCUUUUCUAAGGAAGAGAGUAGCCGAGUUUGAAAAGGAGUUUGGAAAAGCUUUGGUCCAGACCAAGCUUGAGUUCCAGUUAGAAAGCCAGAAGACGGAGGAGGGAUAUCUAGCGAGUACGAAAAUGCUCAACGUGCUUCAUUAUGAAUGACAAAAGGCCCUGAUAAUAGUCUAGUGGCUUCGACGAUAAGCUUAACUCCCGAUUCGCUAUAGAUUUAGAUUUUCAAUUAUCAAAGAAAUGAUAACCCUUAUGAAAAACGAGACUUUUUUCUAGGUAGGCAGCCUUACGGAACUUAUUAACACGACCUUUAUCAUCUGUAGUGUUUGAUAUGAUUUCUAUCCCAUCCUUCAUUGUUUGCUAUUUACGGCUUCAUGUUUGCGAUUAUACUUUGAUUUUGGAUUGGGAGCAGCUCUAAUGUGUGAAAGAGCUCGGAGACUUCGUCACGCAGAACGGCCGGCAUAUAUCUUUGCUCCAGCAUGAGCAUCAGGGGCUCAAGGAAGGCAUUCUCUUACGAAACAGGACGAAGUCUAUAAGAAUAUGUUAGCUCCCAUAGCCUGGGAAGCUUAGCUGUACUUUCAGUCGUGAGCUACUUCGAGCAUAUUUCAUUAUGAGUCCAUGGCAUAUGAGUCGGUGUCCAUGGACCCUUGCGUACAACUUCGCUGGUUCAUGGAAUGCAUUGUUACACUUUCCUCCUCCUAAGUAAAUAUAUCAACUACUUUCUCGCGUCUCUUCAUGCUCCCUUCUCGACAGCGCAAAAAACACGAUGAGCAAGAACAUGAAGAGCUUUGUUGGAGACUAUCAAGGCUUCGUCGAUGAGCAAGAUAUAUGGAACGAGGAUGCGACGAAAAAAAUCACCAAUAUCCUCCAAGCGAUGCAGCCGACGAAACUCGAGUGGAGGAUCGAGGGUACGAUGGUUUUCAAUAGUACGUAGUUCUGUAGUAGGAAGUGUUUGACUUCUUCAUGGUAGAAUAUCAACAUCAAACAUUCUUGAGGUCAAGUCUUGUGUUAAACAAAUCUGUCUUUCAGAUGCCUUCUACAACAUGUUGUGGAAGUAAACAUGUCUGAGCUUGAGAAACUGAAGAUACUGACCUUUUCAAAUAGAACUGGUCUCCGUUUCGAUCGCCUAAUUGGCCUGAAAUUCAAUGUUGAAUUAUUCAGCCAUUUCGCGGAAAUUAGCCGAUGUGGGAAACACACCGUGCAUCCGAUCCGAAUCGUUCCGACUUAAUAGUGUGCCUGAUUUGAGACUAGACUUUUUCCUAGAAGGCCUCGACUCUCGCAUUUAUCAAGAAGGCGUCAGUGCAGUGCGUCUAUACGCACCAAAAGGCAGCAAAUUCAAGUACAUGUUUAUACUUGAUAAUCUCAAUUUUUUUUCUGUAGAAGUAAAGUAGCUAAUGGGCUUUCUUCAGGUAUGUUUGCUUAGAUCAAUCUUCGAGAUGAUGCGGUAUCUUGUCCCUUUUGAUCCCGACCUUGUUGUCUCUUAAAAAAACGAGGUAUGAGGUCGCUAUAGGACGGAUUUGCGAUGGAACGAAGAUAUUUGAGGGGUCGACGUCCGAGGGUCUCUUCUGGGUGGAUCUCUUCUUCCCGGACUGGCAGAGCGAAAUAAGUUUGGACACGAUAACGAUAUCCUGCGAAAUCUUAAGGCUUUCGAGUGUUUGAAUUCUUCUUUUUUCACAGGGUAGGUUCGUUUUCAGACCCUAGCUGCGGAAAAUUUUGAACAAAUUUGGUACGAUCAGAGAUCCAGCAGUCGAGUCGUCCCAUGUUCCACAUUCUGCAGGCUGUGAAUCCGUCACUCCUCUCCUGAUCAUUAUCCUGGUUGUACACACUUGGAUGAGUUGUAACAGAAAGUUGUCAACGAAUCCCUUACAGCUCUAAAAAUAGUGGAAAAUAUGCUCUCGCCGGCGGGCCAGGCAAAGAUGGUAAAACUGCGGACGGAGUAG
Messenger RNA from Amoebophrya sp. A25, 6286 nucleotides. NCBI's taxonomy places the organism in Eukaryota, Dinophyceae, Syndiniales, Amoebophryaceae. The record is from the annotation of a GenBank genome assembly.